Messenger RNA from Amphiprion ocellaris (clown anemonefish), 510 nucleotides. RefSeq names its product protein PIGBOS1. The record is from RefSeq and is a predicted model, not a curated record. NCBI's taxonomy places the organism in Eukaryota, Metazoa, Chordata, Actinopteri, Pomacentridae. The transcript has 2 exons. The coding region runs from base 171 to 329 and encodes 52 amino acids.
AGAAGAAGAGUCCUCUGAGCUACGUAACUGUAUCCUGGUUGUUGCUUCUUGUGUCUUCACCUCAUUUUUCUUCUGUUUGUCCGUGUUUUGUGACUACAGACACGUCGUAUAAACUGCAUUUCUCGGGUCGUCUUGUGUCUGAAGUUUGGGAAUCUUCAUUAAAAGAAGUCAUGUUUCGCCGCAGAAUGCCUUUCACACAGCUCGCCUUUGCCACAGUGCUCGGAGUUGCUGGUGGUUUUUAUAUCUACAGACCUUAUUUCGAGACAGUGCCGAAGACUUCUGGACAGCAAAAUCAGGACGUGCCAAAGAAACAGAAUGAAACAGACUGAAGGAAUUCGUCACUCCCAGGAAAUACCUCACAGACAGAAGCCAGAACAAUCAGAGGCUGCUGGACUGUCACAGCUGGACUCAAUGGCAAACAAAAGACCAGACCAGUAUGGAUAAAUUCACGUUUGUCUAUGUUUCUCUGUGUGAAUGUAAAUGUACAAAAUAAAAUAUUUAAUAAUCUGA